AUGACUAAAACUAAAUCAUUCAUCUUGAUUUUCUUUCUUUGUGCACAAAUUCUAUUUGUUAUUACAAUUGAAUCGUCUAAAGAUGGAAAUCAAUAUGGCGCAAUAGAAGAAUCUAAAAGAAAAAUUGGGAUGGGUGGUUGGGGAGGCUGGAAAGUCAUGGGAAGAAGAAAAAAUGAUAAUGGAGGAGAGAAAGAAGAUGGAAAGGGCGAAGAAGUGCACGAAGAAGGUGAAAAAGACGGCGAAAGUGGAAGAGAUGAAGAAAGUGAAAAAGACAAUGAAAAUGAACAAAGUCCUGGGGGUGCAGGAAGUUGGGGUUGGGGAGGUAACAUUAAAAAUGGAUAUGGACAAAGUGGUGGGCGUCCGGGAAGUUGGGGUUGGGGAGGUUUAUUUGACAGUAAAUAUUGA
Vicia faba (fava bean) is the source of this 405-nucleotide messenger RNA. NCBI's taxonomy places the organism in Eukaryota, Viridiplantae, Streptophyta, Magnoliopsida, Fabales, Fabaceae. The record is from the annotation of a GenBank genome assembly.